AUCGCGAAGCCUGUGCUGUAAUUUCGCUUCUACGAUUCUGGCUCACAAAAUUUAUGUUGACUGAACAGCUCCUACCGUACUGUAUAACCCUUGCAAGUCUUUGAGCGUCUCUCUGAGCAUAAAAAGCAUACAAUGGAUCAUACUAAGAAGUCUUGUGUCGAUGCCAUGGAAGGAAGUCCGUCUGCUUCAGAUUGGCGGCUAUCUGAGUUUCGGACUGUCGCUGUCUCUCGUUUUAUUAAUAGUAAGGAAACCACGGCGGUGUUUGGCCCGGGUCGAGGUUCGAUACAUGUAUCCUCGUUGGACUACGAGUACACGUACGAAGAUGACACUCUGUCGACUACGAGCCUGAGCAGUACAUGCAGCGACAGCAGCCUUACUAGUAGUACUAGUAGUACGGUGAUCACGAGUAGAGAGGAAGAGCUGGAAAAUGCCUUCAACGCGUUUUCGGUAAGACUCGACGAUUCCACGGGAAAUAUUCUCUUCUGCGUAAAACUGCCCGCUGCGUUCCCCGUACAAGACCUUACGGUAGACGUGCAGAACGGGGUACUCCGCGUAAGGGCGGAAAUACCUUCUAGUCUGUCGUCAGAGCAAGAGCAUGUGUCUGAUGUGCAUUACGAGGAUCAGGACUCCAUCAGCGACAUCAGCGACGUUGACGGCAUUUUCACAUUCAGCACUGGAGGGCCCGGUGCAUGUACAUUUUAUACUGACCCUGAAGAUCCCUUUGUCACGGAGCAAUCCUUUCAGCUAAACGAGCAGUGCGUUCACAUCGACCAGAUCACAGCCGAACUCGACCCACAAGACCAACUCACCAUCACCGUGCCCCUCAAGGCUGGUUUGUCAGGUACCCACCACCACCAACAAAGUAUUGACAUUCACCACCAAGAACCAUCUUCCCUACUAGAAUCUGAUGAUGACCGGGCCUUUCAAGUCGUUCUCGAUGUUUCAAACAUUCAAGACCUGCAUGUAUCCUAUGCCAGCUGGGAAAUUCAGGUUUCAGGUGUCCGUCGUACCGGUACAUGUACUAGUAUGCAAUCAGAGGAGGACCCUGCAUUCAAGUGCUCCAUUCCGAUCGAUACACGUACGCAUGACAUUGAACACCUCAACAGCUUUCUACACCAAGGACACUUGACCAUUAUUGCACCAGUCAACGAGUCUGGAGGCUCUCGGAUCAUUGGAAUUGGAAUACAACAGAUAAUAGAGAGAGACAAAUGCAGCAGCAGGACAUGCUCAGUGUAAAACCUGGUACUAGUAUAUACACGCUAUCUACAUGUAUAGACGAUGUUUUUGGCUGACU
This is a messenger RNA of Seminavis robusta, 1294 nucleotides long. The record is from the annotation of a GenBank genome assembly. Lineage: Eukaryota; Bacillariophyta; Bacillariophyceae; Naviculales; Naviculaceae.